This is a messenger RNA of Marmota monax (woodchuck), 1643 nucleotides long. Its product is annotated as palmitoyltransferase ZDHHC19. NCBI's taxonomy places the organism in Eukaryota, Metazoa, Chordata, Mammalia, Rodentia, Sciuridae. The record is from RefSeq and is a predicted model, not a curated record. Gene Ontology annotation, cellular component: endoplasmic reticulum; Golgi apparatus. Gene Ontology annotation, molecular function: protein-cysteine S-palmitoyltransferase activity. Gene Ontology annotation, biological process: peptidyl-L-cysteine S-palmitoylation; protein targeting to membrane.
AUGGCCCUCACGCAGAUCUACUGCUCAAACCAGUAUUCGAAGAGCACUAGGAGUACCGGUGAGCCAGACCUCACAGGGAGCUCUGGGUUGCCCCAGACUAGAACUGAGCCUGGCUCUGGUUUCAGUUGCAGGUGGCUGGCCCAGAAUGGGGAGUGGGCUUUUCCCGAGGUAAUGGGACUUCUCUUUGUCCUAACCAUCUGCAGUAUGAUUUCUCUCAAUUUCUCAGAUCCUGGUAUCUUGCAUCGAGGCGCCUUCAAGCAGGACCCUGAGGCAGCAUAUGUGGCCUUUCAAAUGCCCUGGUGCCCACAUUGUUCCUUCCACUGCCUUCCCUGGACCUUCCACUGCCCCUUAUGCAACAUCUGUGUGGAGGACUUUGACCACCACUGCAAGUGGGUCAAUAAUUGCAUCGGUCAUCACAACUUCCGCAUCUUCUUGCCACUGCUCAUAUCUUGCCUCUACCUGAGUGUCCUGCUGGCUACCUGCCUGAUAUUCCUCCUGCGCACGAGACACGGACCCUUCUCCCUGGACAAAGCCAUGGCCUUCAUCCUAGCUCUACCUUCCACCAGCCUCCUGCUGCCGCUCAUCCUGCUCCUGCUGAUCCAAGCUGCGUGGGUGAGCGCCGCCAGGCGCCCCUAAGAGGGCCAGGGACAAUUCCUUCAGGGGGACAACUUCUUCUACCAGGGCUGUGCCAGCAACUGGUAUAUGACCAUUUGUGCACCGUUGGGAUCCAAGUACUUGUCAGAAGCUGUCUGGCUGCAGAGAGAGGAAGUAACCGAGUGGGAUUCCCUGCACGCUCUGUGCUUGCCAAGAUACUCCUCCCCACACCAUCCUACAGAGUUCCCUGGGCCCACAUCUCAAACUCUGGGUUUCUACACACAUGGGCAGGGCCCCCCAGGGAGUGGCAAGGCUGCAGCUUUACAGGAGGUGAGGAGUAGCAGGAGUGCACUGGGAGAGGGGUGUCUGGGGGUUGCACAUGUGUUGGGGGAAGCCCCUGAAGAUGGGCUGGCCCUGAAACUGAAGCACUUAGAGUUUAAGAAGCAGGAUUAUGGACCUGGAGGGUGUGGGGUCCAGGUCACAAGACUUUACAGCACACCCAGGUGUCCCUGGAUAGAUAGAGAGAAAAGACUGCACCGCUAACUUUUUAGUUGGCCUUGGGCCAGUCCCUUACCUUUCUGGGCCUCAAUUUCCUCAGCUAUUAAUGAGGACUGAGACCAGUUCUGUAGUGUAUCAUGUUUUAAAGGAGAAAUUUUUUAAAUGGAAAUUUUUACUUGAAGUCCCCAUGUGAAACAAACGGAGUGGAGCAUUAGGAGCGCAGUGGGGUGGGUAACCCACAGUGCCCCUCAAAGUUCCUUGUAGUGACUUGUGCUGCCAGCCCUCUCCUUUGUCCUGUCUCCAGGGGCCCAGGGCUUGACUGUGAGCUAUGGGGUGGAGGUCAGGGAGAGCCCCCAUGUAUUGACUCUGUGUUUAGCUUCCCAUCAGCCCAAUGCUGCAGUGGGAAGCCCCCAGGAGAGGCUUGGCCUCCCCUUCACCCCUUCACACCCAGUGAUCCAAGGACGUGCACCUGAACUUCAUUUCGUGAGCCCCACAUGGAGGUCUUUCGUGCCUGAACCCUCAUUCACUUCCUUUGGGAAUGCCAAGACCCC